AUGGUUUUGAAGGAUGCACAGGGGUCGGUUCUUGGGUGCAGAUUUGGUUUUCAACCGGGAGUCUUCACUGCUGUGGAAGGGGAGGCGAUGGCUACGUUGGAGGGGAUUGUUUUAUGUCGCGAGAUAGAGGUCCAGGAUAUCAUUUUUGAGACAGAUUGCCAAGAGCUAUACUGGUUGUUAGUUAAACGAGAAACUGAUCUCUCUUACCUUGGUGUUACGGUGGAGAAGAUUUACAGAGAGGUGGUCUCCUUUCGCCAUAUUGCUUUCAGCUGGACUGAACGCGAAGGAAAUUCGAUUGCGGAUGGCUUAGCUCGCUUUGCUUUACAGAAUUUCAGUCCUUUGUCUUCUUCGAGGGUUCUCCCUUCUUUUGUGAACUCUGGUGUUCAUGAUUAA
This is a messenger RNA of Salvia miltiorrhiza (redroot sage), 393 nucleotides long. RefSeq lists its product as uncharacterized. The coding region runs from base 1 to 393 and encodes 130 amino acids. The transcript has a single exon. Gene Ontology annotation, molecular function: RNA-DNA hybrid ribonuclease activity; nucleic acid binding. The record is from RefSeq and is a predicted model, not a curated record. NCBI's taxonomy places the organism in Eukaryota, Viridiplantae, Streptophyta, Magnoliopsida, Lamiales, Lamiaceae.